AUGGAUGUCGACGAACUGCUCGAGGCUGCCGCCAAGGAGCGUGAAGAACUCGAUCGUGCCGCGAAGGCCGCCAGCAAGGAUUCCUCUCCCCGCAAGGACGAGCGAGACGGCCAUGACCGCGACCGCGACCGUGGAGGCCGAGAGCGACGCCACCGCUAUGGUGGACGUGACCGGGAGCGUGACCGCUCUCGCGAUCGCUACCGUGGUCGCCGCGACGACCGCCGCAGCGGCGGUGGUGACUACUACAGUGGCAGUGGACGCGCUCGUUCCCGCUCCCCUCGUCGCCGCGACGAUCACCGUGACAGAUAUCGCGACCGCUCCCGUGACCGUCGCCGCCGCGAUGACGAGCGCCCUCGCAAUGGCCGGCGUACCAUGACUCCAGAGGCGCCCAAGGAUGCCGAUCAGGACAAGCGCACUGUCUUCGUGCAGCAAAUCUCUCAGCGCGCUGAGACCCGUCACCUUCGCGCCUUCUUCGAAGCUGUCGGCGAGGUCAUCGAUGCUCAAAUCGUCAAGGACCGUGUCACUGGUCGAUCCAAGGGAGUCGGCUAUGUUGAAUUCAAGGAUAUCGAUUCCGUGCCCAAGGCACUUGAGCUAACGGGGCAAAAGUUGAAGGGUGUCCCCAUCAUCGUUCAGCUGACUGAAGCGGAGAAGAAUCGUGCCUCUCGUGCUGCUGCAGAGUCCAACUCGGGUGCUAACAGCGGAGCGCCUUUCCAUCGUUUGUAUGUUGGUAAUAUCCAUUUCAGCGUGACCGAGGAUGAUCUCAGGGAAGUAUUUGAACCCUUUGGCGAGCUGGAGCAGGUUACACUGCAAAUGGAUCCAGAUAACGGUGGAAGAUCCAAGGGCUACGGCUUCGUGCAGUUCUUCGAUCCGGAGAAGGCGAAGGAGGCUCUCGAGCAGAUGAAUGGCUUCGAGCUUGCCGGUCGCCCGAUUCGCGUUGGCCUCGGCAACGACAAGUUCACUCCAGAGUCCACUGCCAAUCUUCUCCGUAACUUCAAUGGCCACGCUCAGAACUUCCAGGGAUCCGCCUUCUCGGGCGCUGGCGGUCGUGGUGCCUAUGCUGGCGGCUCUGGUGGUGUCUUCGAUCGCACCCAUGGUCGUGAUGAUCGCGGUGUCAGCGGAGCUUCCGCCCUUGACGACACUGACGUGGCUGGCAUCAACAUCAACAACAUGAAUCGUGACAGGCUUAUGAACCUUCUCGCGCGCAACCCCGUUGAAGAGCCAACUAAAACAAAGAAUGGACAGGCCGCCCCGAAGCCCCGUGCUCCGACCGAGUACACUCCUGCCCCGUCCAGGUGCAUCAAGAUCCAGAAUGCUUUCGACCCCGAGCACGAGUUCAAGCAGUACGGCGAGAACUGGAUCCGUGACUUGGAAAACGAGGUGAAGAUCGAAUGCGACAAGAAGUACGGCCGAGUCGUUCACAUCGCCGUUGAUCCCAAUACGGAUGGCGACAUCUACGUCAAAUUCGAAGACGUCAACGGUGGCCAGAAGGCCAUGCAAGGCUUGAACGGUCGUAACUUCAACUGGCGCACAAUCCGUGCCUCGUAUGUUGUGGACAAGAUCUACGACUCGCUCUACGCCUCCGCCGCGAAGAAGUCUUGA
This is a messenger RNA of Westerdykella ornata, 1599 nucleotides long. RefSeq names its product splicing factor, CC1-like protein. Gene Ontology annotation, biological process: mRNA processing. Gene Ontology annotation, molecular function: RNA binding. The record is from RefSeq and is a predicted model, not a curated record. The transcript has 5 exons. Gene Ontology annotation, cellular component: nucleus. NCBI's taxonomy places the organism in Eukaryota, Fungi, Ascomycota, Dothideomycetes, Pleosporales, Sporormiaceae. Bases 1 to 1599 code for a protein of 532 amino acids.